Messenger RNA from Acipenser ruthenus (sterlet), 2248 nucleotides. Its product is annotated as tripartite motif-containing protein 16-like. The transcript has 6 exons. NCBI's taxonomy places the organism in Eukaryota, Metazoa, Chordata, Actinopteri, Acipenseriformes, Acipenseridae. Gene Ontology annotation, molecular function: protein binding; zinc ion binding. The record is from RefSeq and is a predicted model, not a curated record. Bases 193 to 1860 code for a protein of 555 amino acids.
UUGGGGGAUUUAGAAACAGUUUCAUAGAAUAUCUGAUUCGGCAGUUUCUGCUCCCCCUGCUUGUCUAAACCUGGCCUCAGUCCCAAACCCCGCCUCUCAGAGCUUUACACAACUCCAGGAAAUCAGCGCAGUGAAGUUUCGUUUCUUGUGAAAUCGUCAGUCUCUCUGUCUCUCUGUCUCUCUCUAGCAAGAAUGGCUUCAAACUUGUGGUCAGAGGAGCACUUGAACUGUCCAGUAUGUCUGGAGCUAUUGAAGGAUCCAGUCGCUAUCCCAUGUGGACACAGUUACUGUAUGGGGUGUAUUAAGAACUACUGGGAUCAGACUGAUCAUACAGGUGUCUACAGCUGCCCCCAGUGCAGAGAGACCUUUACCCCAAGGCCUGUUCUGCGCAGAAACACCGUGCUGGCUGAAGUUGUGGAGAAAUUAAAGAAGACAGGACUCAAUCCUCCUCCUGCUCAAAGUUAUGCUGGACCUGGAGAUGUGCCGUGUGAUUUCUGCACUGGGAGAAAGUUCAAAGCUGUGAAAUCCUGUUUGACGUGCCUGGCCUCUUACUGUGAGACACACGUCAAGCCACACUAUGAGGGGGCUGCUUUCAAGAGGCACAAGCUGAUCAAUGCAAUUGGAGAUCUGGAGCAGAAGCUUUGUGCUGAACACCAAAAGGUUUUAGAGGUCUUCUGUAGAACCGAUCAGACGUGUAUUUGCUUGUUGUGUGCAGACAAGGAACACAAGAGCCAUGAUACAGUCUCAGCUGAGACAGAAAGGACCAGGAAACAGAAGCAGCUGGGAGAGACACAGACAGAAAUACAACAGAGAAUCCAGGAGAGACUGAAAGAAACAGAGCAGCUGAAACAGGCUGUGGAGUCACUGAAAAGAUCUGCAUGCAUAGAAAUAAAGGAAAGUGAGAAGAUCUUUACUGAGCUGAUCCGAUCCAUUGAGAAGAUCCACACUGAGGUUAUUGAGCUGAUUGGAGCUAACGAGAAGGCUGCAGUGAAUCAGGCUGAAGGACGCAUGAAGAAACUGGAGCAGGAGAUUGCUGAGCUAAGGAGGAGAAACGCUGAGCUGAAACAGCUUUCAGAGACAGAGGAUCACAUCCAUUUUCUACAGAAUUUCCAGUCUCUCUGUGCCCCCCCUGAAGCUGGAGACUUACCCAGCGUUACUGUCAAUACAGACAUCUCUUUUGGGGCUGUGAGGAAAGCUGUAUCUGAACUUAAAGACCAUAUUGAGGACUUCUGCAAGGGGGAAUUAGCCAAAAUAACCACAACAGUGAAUAAAGUUGCAGUUUACAGUCUGCAGGCUCCAGAGCCAAGGAACAGAGCUGAGUUUUUAAAAUAUUCCUGUCAGCUCACACUGGACCCCAACACAGCGCAUAGAGAGCUCUGUCUGUCUGAAGGGAACAGAAAGGUGACAUGGAGGAGAGAGACCCAGAGAUAUCCUGAUCACUCAGAGAGAUUUGAGAGCUGGUUCCAAGUGCUUUGCAGAGAGGGUUUGUCUGGGACUCGCUGUUACUGGGAGAUUGAGUGCAGUGGGAGAGGGGCUUCUAUAGGAGUCACAUAUAAAGGGAUCAGCAGGAAAGGAGCAGAUCGUUCCUGUGGACUUGGAUUCAAUGACAAGUCCUGGAGUUUGCGCUGCUCUGGUUCCAGUUACACUGCCCGGCACAAUAACAAUCACACUGCAAUAACUGCCCCCCACUCCCCCAGAAUAGGAGUGUAUCUGGACUUUAAUGCCGGCACGCUGUCCUUUUAUGGCGUCUCUGACACAAUGACCCUCCUGCACAGAUUCCAAACCACAUUCACUGAGCCGCUCUAUCCUGGGUUUUGGCUUCAUUAUGUUUCCUCUGUAACAAUCUGCCAGCUGAACUAGACUGUUUUGUGUUGUAAGAAACCCUUUGUAUUGAACUCCCUGUCUGUCCUCUCCACUCCUCGGGUGAAGGGAAUGUUCAAUCUGACACAACUUUGGAUGAAAGUUAGGGGGUAAAACGGCGCCACCUGCAGAGCGAAACGAGGUGAAUUAUUUGUUUUUAGCAACAAAUGGAUUUCAUACGAAAUAACUGUAUUUAAUUUAUUUUUUAAGAAUUGUUAUGUUUUAUAUAUAUUUUAGAAAAUGGCAUCCAAUAGUCAGUGCUGUAACAGUUUUAAUAAAGUGAACUUACGUUUGCUUUAUUGUGUGUGUGUUUUUGUUUUUUGAUUUCCAUAAAAUAUUUAAUAUUUCAGAUUUUAGUAAUGUGAUUUAAUAAAAAAAAUUAACGUGA